CGCCGGGCCGGGCGGGCGCUGCUGCUGCCCUCCCUCGGCACGGGGCCGAGCCGGGCCGAGCCGAGCCCAGCCGGGCCGGACUGCGCCCAGCCGAGCCGAGGAGCACAACCGAACCGAGCCGAGCGCGGCCGAACCCGGCCGAACCCAGCCGAACCGAGCCGAGGAGCCGAGCUCAGGCGGGACGAGCAGAGCCGAGUGGAGCCGAACUGAGCCGAGGAGUCGAAUCGUGCGCAGCCGAACCGACCCGAGCGGGGCCGAACUGAGCUGAAGGGAGCCGAGGAGCCGGAGUGAGGCCGAACAGAGCCGAACCGACCCGAGCGGAACCGAACGAGGCUGAACCGAGCCGAGGAGCGGAACCGAGGCGGGCCGAGAGCAGCCGAGUGAGGCCGAACAGACCGGAACCGAGCCGAGGAGCCGAACCGAGAGCAGCCGAGCGAGGCCGGGCAGACCCGAGCGCAGCCGAGCGCGGCCGAACCACUUCGUUUCCUCGCCGCUCCCCACGGGGUGACCUCUGUGCCGGGCCGGUGGCCGCCAGCGCCGCGCCGUCGCCAUGGCGUCCCGCAUCGGGCUGCGCAUGGAGCUGAUGAAGCAGCAGGCGCAGCAGGAAGCGGAGCGGGAGCGGGUGCAGCAGCAGAUGAUGAUGAGCUACAUGCAGCAGCAGCGCAUGCCCGUGGCCUCCAGCCCCGCCAUCAACACCCCCGUCCACUUCCAGUCCCCGCCGCCCGUGCCCGGAGAGGUGCUCAAGGUCCAGUCCUACCUGGAGAACCCCACCAGUUACCACCUGCAGAAGUCUCGGGAUAAGAAGGUCCAGGCUUACCUGUCCGAGACCUACGGGAACAAGUUCGCCGCCCACGUCAGCCCCGCCAGCCACUCUCCCAAGCCGCCGCCGGCCGCGUCCCCCGGCGUGCGGCCCGGCCACGUGCUGUCCUCCUCGGCGGGCAACAGCGCGCCCAACAGCCCCAUGGCCAUGCUCAACAUCGGCUCCAACCCCGAGCGGGAGUUCGAUGAGGUCAUCGAUGACAUCAUGCGCCUGGAUGACGUUUUGGGCUACAUGAACCCCGAGGUGCACAUGCCCAACACGCUGCCCAUGUCCAGCAGUCACAUGAACGUCUACAGCGGGGACCCGCAGGUGACAGCGUCACUCGUCGGUGUCACCAGCAGCUCCUGCCCCGCCGACCUCACCCAGAAGAGAGAACUCACGGAUGCCGAGAGCCGAGCCCUGGCCAAGGAGCGCCAGAAGAAAGACAAUCACAACCUGAUCGAGCGGCGCCGCAGGUUCAACAUCAACGACCGCAUCAAGGAGCUGGGAAUGCUGAUCCCCAAAGCCAACGACCUGGACGUGCGCUGGAACAAAGGGACAAUCCUGAAGGCGUCCGUGGAUUACAUCAAGAGGAUGCAGAAGGACCUGCAGAGGUCCCGGGACCUGGAGAAUCACUCGCGGCGCCUGGAGAUGACCAACAAGCAGCUGCUGCUGCGCAUCCAGGAGCUGGAGAUGCAGGCACGCGUCCACGGGCUGCCCACCUCCUCUCCCUCGGGCGUCAACGUGGCCGAGCUGGCUCAGCAGGCGGUCAAGCAAGAGGCCGGAGGGGACGAGGGGGGCCUGGAGCCGCUGCUGCCGUCCCUGGACCCCGAAUCGCAGCCGCCGCCCGCGCCGCCCGCGCCGCCGCAGUCCCCCUACCACCAGCUGGACUUCAGCCACAGCCUGAGCUUCGACGACGGCUCCCAGGGCUUCCCGGACAGCCUGGAGCCCGGCCACGGCUCCUCCUUCCCGGCGCUGUCCAAGAAGGAGCUGGACUUGAUGUUGAUGCAGGACACGAUGCUGCCGCUGGCCGCUGACCCCUUGUUCUCGGCCGUGUCCCCCGAGGCCUCCAAGGCCAGCAGUCGCCGCAGCAGCUUCAGCAUGGAGGACGCGGACAUGCUGUGACAGGGACCCCGGGGCAGGGGCUGGGCGAGCCCCAGGACGCUCCUGGCAGCAGGAGGAGCCCGUCCUGCCACGCACUUGAAUCUUCCCAGGAGUUCCUUUCUCUAUGCAACGGGGGCUCGGGGUGGGUUCUUCCAGGGAUGGACCUUCCCGGCUUUGCCGUGCCGCCGGUCUGACUGCAGGUUCCACAGCCUGGGAGCGAGGUCUGGGCUGAUUUUUGCCUUUCAGCAGAACCCCCCUGGCCCCGGGGCUUUCCCCGGGGUGGUGCCUCGGAGCCUCGAGCCGCCGGGAGCUUCGUGUCCGCUUUGGUGUCUCCUCGCCUUGCUCUGGGAUCCUUUGUCCCCAGCCCCUGGAGCCUGCCCCAGCCCCUGGAUGCUUCCCAGUCCAUCCAGUUCCUCCUUUCCGGGAGCAGCCGCUGCCUCUGGGGUCACAGGAGGGUGACGAGGUGUUAAUUAGUGCGUGUUCGUUAAUAGGGCGUCACUGGGGGUGUUGUCUGCAGGUGGGUGCCGAUGGAAUCUGGAAUGGGGGGGGUUCGAUGCUCCACCAACCCCCUGCUGUCCCCCCCAGCCUUGUGGGGCAGCAGCCGCCACCCCAAAACCUCUGGGCAAGGCUGCCAGGUGACCCUGAGCAUCCUCGAGGUGGCCCUGAGCUCCUCGAGGUGGCCCUGACCUCCUCGAGGUGGCCCUGACCUCCUCAAGGUGUCCCUGACCUCCUCGAGGUGGCCCUGACCUCCUCGAGGUGGCCCUGACCUCCUUGAGAUGGCCCUGAGCCUCCUCGAGGUGACUCUGAGCCUUCUCAAGGUGUCCCUGACCUCCUCGAGGUGGCCCUGAACAUCCUUGAGAUGGCCCUGAGCCUCCUCGAGGUGGCCCUGAGCCUCCUUGAGGUGUCCCUGAGCCUCCUCGAGGUGACCCUGAGCCUCCUCGAGGUGUCCCCAGUGUCCCUGCCCCGUGCCCCGAGCCCCGGCUCUUUCCUGGGAGGAUAAAAGGCUUUCACACUCCUUUUUUGGGGGAUACUUGCUGAAAGUCCUGCCCCACGUGAGGGUUUGUGCUGUGAGCAGGGAAUGGUCUGUGCCAGCUUGGAAUCUGGGGGUGGCUUCUCUUCCCAGUGCCACCAGUUUGGUGCCCAGCUCUGCACUGGGGAGCUGCUUUGGGUUCUGCCUCAGGUCCUGAAUCCCCAAGGGGCUGGGAGGGGCAGGGGGACGCUGAUCACAGGGAAAAUCCUGGGAUCAAUCCAGGGAUUGAUGAAGGGAGAGGAGAGGAGAGGGGAGCCCCCGGUGAUUGUCCCCCCCGGGCCGGGGGUGGGGGUCACUCUGUGUCCCCCAUCCCUGACCUGGGUGUCCUGGGGGGGACACAGGGGCUGGAUUUGGGAUUGAGGUGAUGGAGA
Messenger RNA from Prinia subflava (tawny-flanked prinia), 3304 nucleotides. RefSeq names its product transcription factor EB (gene TFEB). Lineage: Eukaryota; Metazoa; Chordata; Aves; Passeriformes; Cisticolidae. The coding region runs from base 551 to 1924 and encodes 457 amino acids. The transcript has 10 exons. Gene Ontology annotation, molecular function: DNA-binding transcription factor activity, RNA polymerase II-specific; protein dimerization activity; RNA polymerase II cis-regulatory region sequence-specific DNA binding. Gene Ontology annotation, cellular component: nucleus. The record is from RefSeq and is a predicted model, not a curated record. Gene Ontology annotation, biological process: regulation of transcription by RNA polymerase II; humoral immune response; positive regulation of DNA-templated transcription.